AUGUGGCGACGUCGCGCUGGAUGCCGCCCUGGAGGUGCUGAUGGUGCUGAUGGUGAGGGAGUCCGACACACGGCAUGCUGGAGAUGGUCUCAUCAUCCACCGCCGCCCGCUUUCCUUUCCGCCCUCCACGAUCUGCAGCCAGCACCCACAGCAGCCAGCAAGUGGACGCGCGAGACGGGCUCCAGCCAGUCACAGUGCGCGCAUAGCGGCCGCACCCACCCCCCGGCGGCCUCCCACGCAGGCUCUGCUGGGCACUGCACCUGGCACCCGACACGCUAUCCGGCAGCGAGUGUGGGAGCAGAGCCAGCCUGGAGAUGGUGUCGUUCGCGCUCACUGGGCGCCGCCCCAGCGCAAAGCGACGAGGAAACCAGGCACUGGGCCCCAGGCAGAGAGGGUGGUCUGCGAGUCCAGCUUCACCCGGGGGCUAUCACCACUCCAGUGUCCACGAAUGCUGCCGCCGUGUCCGCCUACCGUCGCGGUUCGCCAUCGAAAGCAGACGAGGAAGCCUUGCACCAGCCCGAAUCCUGCCAGUCCUUCGGCAAGCCGCUGACCCUGUGGGCUCCAGCUGCGCGGCGUUAUCACCACCAGAGACGCCACAAACGGCCUCCCAGUCUCCUUCUGGAUCCGACUCCAGCACUGGUGCGAUAG
This is a messenger RNA of Mytilinidion resinicola, 648 nucleotides long. RefSeq lists its product as uncharacterized. The record is from RefSeq and is a predicted model, not a curated record. NCBI's taxonomy places the organism in Eukaryota, Fungi, Ascomycota, Dothideomycetes, Mytilinidiales, Mytilinidiaceae. The transcript has a single exon. Bases 1 to 648 code for a protein of 215 amino acids.